Messenger RNA from Yarrowia lipolytica CLIB122, 2610 nucleotides. RefSeq lists its product as uncharacterized. Gene Ontology annotation, molecular function: beta-glucosidase activity. Gene Ontology annotation, biological process: glucan catabolic process. The record is from RefSeq and is a predicted model, not a curated record. Lineage: Eukaryota; Fungi; Ascomycota; Dipodascomycetes; Dipodascales.
AUGCUCGCAUUCGUCCUACUGCUGACGAUGCUGCUCGCAGCAGCGCUUGCUGACCCGUUCUCAGAUAAAGACGCUUACAAACACAGCCCUCCAUACUACCCUGCUCCGGAGAUUGGCAGAGUUCCCACCGACCUGCGAUGGAGAGCUGCCUUGAAGGUGGCCCAGGGUAUGGUCGCUAACAUGACACUGCUUGAGAAGGUGAACAUCACCACCGGUACGGGCUGGGAGAUGGGUCCUUGUGUUGGAAACACUGGUACCGUCGAACGACUGGGUAUAAAAUCGCUGUGCCUUCAAGACGGCCCUCUUGGGAUUCGAUUUGCUGACCUCAUUACCACAUUCCCUGCUGGUAUCACUAUUGCCUCUACCUUCUCUCGACAGCUGGUUAGAGAGCGAGGUGCUGCUAUGGGACGGGAGAAUAGACGCAAGGGAGUGGAUAUCACUCUCAGCCCUGUGGUUGGACCACUGGGAAGACAUGCUAACGGAGGUCGAAUCUGGGAGGGCUUCUCUGCUGACCCCUACCUUGCUGGAAAGCUCGCCGCCGAGGCCGUGACAGGUAUACAGGGCCAGAACGUCAUGGCUGUGGUAAAGCAUAUGGUUGGAAACGAGCAGGAACAUUUUCGACAACUUGGCGAGUGGCAGGGAUUCGGAUUCAAGGAUCUGAAGCAGCCCCUCUCUUCAAACAUCGACGACCGAACUCUUAACGAAGCGUACCUUUGGCCCUUUGCUGAUGCUGUUCGAGCCAAUGUUGGAUCUGUCAUGUGUUCCUAUCAGCAGAUCAAUGGCUCUCAGGGUUGUCAAAACGCCCACAUUCUGAACGGUAAGCUCAAGGAGGAAAUGGGUUUCCAGGGCUUUGUCAUGUCCGACUGGCUUGCCCAGCGAAGUGGCGUGGCGUCUGUUCUUGCUGGUCUCGAUAUGAGCAUGCCUGGAGACGGUCUUGUCUGGGCGGACGGUGUUCCGCUCAUGGGAUACGAGUUGACCAGGAGUGUGCUGAAUGGAACCAUUGAUGAAAGCCGAGUGGACGACAUGGUUACCCGAAUCCUUACCCCCAUACUGUAUCUCUCAAUUACUCCGACCGACCCCAACUUCAGCUCUUGGACCAACGACACUACUAGCUACAAGUACUACGGAGCCAAGGCUGGUGGAAACGUCACUGUUAACCGACAUAUUGAUGUGAGAGACCAGUACACUACCAAGGCUGCUCUUGAUGGAGCAAACGCUGCGCUUGUUCUUCUCAAGAAUGAGAAGAAGACUCUUCCUCUGAACCCUACCAAUAUUGGAAACCUCAACAUUUUCGGUAUUGGUUCUAAAACCGGCCCACUUGGAGCUGUCUGUGGAGAAAAUAUGCAGUGUAGUGAUGGCGCCCUUAUUGAGGGAUGGGGGUCCGGUUCCGUCUACCCUACCGAUUAUCAAUCUCCUUACGACGCCAUUAAGGAGAGAGCCUCCAAGGACAACAUCACCAUCGGAGGCACUACGCAAUCUUGGGGUAACCUGUCGAACGUUGAGAUCCUUUCAGCUGCUGCCGACGCCAGUGUCGUCUUUGUUCUUUCCGACUCCGGUGAGAGUACUGGUAUUGUUGACGGCAACAUUGGGGAUCGAAACAACUUGACGCUGUGGCACAAUGGAGACGAGGUUGUCAAGGCUGUGGCAUCUAAGAACCCCAACACUAUCGUUGUUGUUACCACUGUCGGCCCUGUGAACCUCGAAAAGUGGAUCGACAACCCAAACGUCACUGCCGUGCUUCUCACUGGACCCGCUGGUGACUUUGGAGGAAGAGCUGCAGCCUCUAUUCUCUUCGGCGACAUCGCCCCUUCAGGAAAACUCCCUUUCACUAUUGCCAAGAAUGACACCGACUACAUUCCUCUUACUACUAAGAUCCCUGAAGACGGCCUUCCUCAAGACUAUUUCACUGAGGGUACUCUUUUGGACUACAAACGGUUCGACGAGAACCAGGUGACUCCUAGGUUUGAAUUUGGCUACGGUCUGUCUUACUCUAACAUUACGGUGGAGAAUCUCGAAGCCCGGUAUGCUUUCCCUAGCAUUCCUGAGUUCUUGCCCACUCCCUUUGCCCCUUCGAACCCCAACAAGCCUAAGAACGCAUUUACUCCUCACGCCAAUGAGUCCGUCUUCCCCAGUGACAUUGAUCCUUUGAACAAGUACGUCUAUCCAUACCUGAACGAUACCUCGGAGAUCUUCUCUAACGAGACCCAUUAUCCCUAUCCUGAGGGGUACUCCAGUGAGCAGUCCAACAGUACCAACAUUAACGGCGGGGCUGUCGGAGGCAACCCUGCUCUGUGGCUCUCUGCAGUCUACAUUGUCCACAGCGUGUCUAACUAUGGUCCCUAUGAUACUGGAGUGGUCACCCAGAUGUACAUUGCCUUCCCUCAGGAUAACGACGAUCUUAAAACCGCUCCUAGACAGCUUCGAGGAUUCGAACGGUCCGAGCUCAAGGUGGGAGAACGGCAGGGAAUUCUAUACGAUGUUCAAUGGCGAGAUCUCGCGGUCUGGGAUGUCAAACUUCAGAGCUGGCGGGUCCAACGAGGAGAGUACAAGGUUUACGUAGGCCACAGUUCGCGAGACUUUGUUCUGACCACCAGCUUCACUCUCAAGUAG